GCAGGAGGGCUUCUUGGUGGGCGUAAUUUUUUCCGUGUGGGCAGAGCUCAAAGAGCGGAGCCUCAAAGGGCGACACCACCCUCUGAAGCUGUUAACGUACGAUAACCUUGUGCUAUUAUCGCCACCCGACAAAUUGUUUUCUUCGUGAGACGUUCAAAGCUCGGUGCCUGUCAGACAUGGCUGCCCAGUGUGUAACUAAGGUGGAGCUGACUGUGUCCUGUGAGAAUCUGCUGGAUAAGGACAUCGGCUCCAAGUCCGACCCUCUGUGUGUCCUGUUAAUGAGCAGCGCUGAUUCCCAGUGGUAUGAGGUGGCACGCACAGAGAAAGUCCAGAAUUGCCUCAGCCCAAAGUUUGCAAAAAAGUUUGUCAUCGACUACUACUUUGAAAUAGUGCAGAAACUGAAGUUUGGGAUUUAUGACAUCGACAACAAAACUAUUGACCUGAGUGACGAUGACUUCCUGGGGCAACUGGAGUGCACCUUGGGCCAGGUUGUGUCGAGUAAAAAACUGACCCGGCCUCUUGUCUUGAAGAACAAGACCCCUGCAGGGAAAGGGACCAUCACAAUCAGUGCGGAAGAAAUAAGCGAUAACAGGGUGGCAAAUUUUGAAGUUGAAGCAAGGAAGCUAGAUAACAAGGAUUUCUUCGGGAAGUCCGACCCUUACCUGGAAUUCUACAAGCAGACAGCGACUGGAUGGCAGCUGGCUCACAGGACCGAGGUGGUGAACAACAACUUGAAUCCAACAUGGAAGCCCUUCCGGAUCCCCCUGCAGUCUCUCUGUGGAGGAGACAUGGAGAAGCCUAUAAAGGUUGAGUGUUACGACUAUGACAACGAUGGCUCGCAUGAUCUUAUUGGAACCUUUGAGACCACAAUGACACGCCUCCAACAAGCAUCACGAACAUCUCCGGCAGAGUUUGAAUGUAUCAACAGUAAAAAGAAACAAAAGAAGAAAGGCUACAAGAACUCUGGCGUUGUGAGCGUGAAGCUGUGCCAGGUGGUGAAGGAGUAUUCCUUCCUGGAUUAUAUAAUGGGAGGCUGUCAAAUCAACUUCACUGUGGCUAUCGACUUCACAGGAUCCAACGGGGAUCCCAGGACUCCUCAGUCUCUGCAUUACAUAAGUCCUCAGGGCGUCAACGAGUACCUCACUGCUAUCUGGUCCGUCGGCAAUGUCAUCCAGGACUAUGACAGUGAUAAGAUGUUUCCUGCCUUUGGCUUCGGAGCCCAAAUCCCUCCCUCAUGGCAGGUUUCCCAUGAGUUUCCUCUUAAUUUCAACCCAUCAAAUCCAUUUUGUACAGGCAUUGAAGGUGUGGUGGAGGCCUACAGGGUGUGUCUGCCCCAGGUCAAACUCUACGGUCCCACCAACUUCUCCCCUAUCAUCAACCACGUGGCCUGCUUUGCAAAGCAAGCUCUCCAGCAGACCACCGCAUCACAAUACUUUGUUCUGCUGAUCAUCACUGACGGAGUGAUCACAGACAUGGAUGACACACGCAACGCCAUUGUCAACGCCUCUCGUCUGCCCAUGUCGAUCAUCAUUGUCGGAGUAGGAGGGGCAGACUUCACUGCCAUGGAGUUCCUGGAUGGAGACGAUGGACGUCUGCGCUCUCAGACUGGCGAGGCCGCCAUGCGGGACAUCGUGCAGUUUGUGCCAUUCAGGCAGUUCCAAAAUGGUCCUCCAGAAGCACUGGCAAAGAGUGUGCUGGCAGAAGUACCAGGUCAGGUGGUGGACUUUUUCACUACCAUGAAGCUGAAUCCACCCAAAUCUAAUCCUGCACCAAACCCUGCAGAGACCAUCUGAUACUGCAGGGAAGAAACCAGACAUACUCCAACAUCAUCUCCUGGAGAUAUAAAGCAGAUCCCAGCUUAAUCUCAUCACACCAUUAACCAGAUGUUCUUUGUUCACUUUUCUAACUCAACCCUUUUUUUCCCCAGUAGCUUAAGGAAACACCAGCACAUAGCUUUGCCAAAGACGACCACCCAAUCCACACACAAAACAUCGCACAUUCACUUUAUUGACCAACUAGUGUUUUAAAGUGUCAAAAAUUGAUCUAGCUUUUGUUAGAUAUUAAAAUCCACUCAUUAAUUUUAGCCAUUAAUCAGUGCUACUGCUUUGUAGAAACAGAAAACAAACAUAAUCAUUCCAUCAUUUUUUAAAGGACUGCGCAGGGAAUUGCACUUUUAUUUUUUAUAAGAAUUCAUUGUUUCUGUAGCACUCAGUAACACAGGUUACCAUUUCAGAAACACAUUGCACUGGGUGUUAACCGACCUGCUGCUGUUUGCAUCAGAAGAGUUUAUUUUUAUGCCUGUUUGAUGGCUCCAGCAUCAAGUUACACUAGUUAAGCAAAACGCCUCAAUGAACGCAUGGGAAACUGGUAUAUCAAGUAUAUCACAUAGGUUAUAUGUUUAUACACCUCCCCUUAUAUUAGAUGUUUACACCCUCAGCAAAACAGCUGCAACACUACGAGCAGCAUAGUUACGUACAUGUAGCCGAGUAGCUUUGUAGUUACAGAAAAUAUAUCAGCGUUAAUGUUAACUGUUGCAUAUACUUCCCUAUGCACUCACCUAUAAUAACACCAUGUAUUCAAAGACUUAUAUUUGGUUAUUCUACUCAGUGAAAUGCCAAACUGUGUGUGUAGGUUACAAACCUUUUCAAACCCACAGCUCUUUAUACCUUCAGUAUGAAUCAAAUAUUGUGGUAACAACUAGAAAGUCGUCUGACUGUAGACGUGGUUGUUUUGUGCCAGUCUCAUCGUCUACCAUAAUGCCAACUAGUUUUGCUGACUUAUACUUCCACAUUUAGACACCGUUGAUAGUUCCCUGGAUAAGGACUAACAAGCACAAGACUAAGGAAGUGUAUUGUCACCAUGAUAUGACCAGUUUGGCUUAAUCUAGGUUUCAUAUCCAUUUCAUAAACUGGCCUCCAUAUAUGUAUCAGUAUUAAACAUGCUGUCACCUUAGAAACUAGAUGCAGUGCUGGUAAUUGAAAUCUAUGCAUAUUUACUGAAAGUGUGUCUAUUUCUGUUGUGUUCUCAUUGUUUUUACAUGUUUGUACAUUGAAAGCUUUAAACAUGUGUCUGAUGUAUCAUGUUGUAGCUUCAGUGCUCUAAUAGAAAUUAGUAACAUGCCUUAAGUGUAAACAUACAAAAGGUAGAUUAAGCUUGCUAAUAAA
This is a messenger RNA of Epinephelus fuscoguttatus (brown-marbled grouper), 3164 nucleotides long. Its product is annotated as copine-3-like. The coding region runs from base 177 to 1793 and encodes 538 amino acids. Gene Ontology annotation, cellular component: plasma membrane. Gene Ontology annotation, molecular function: receptor tyrosine kinase binding; calcium-dependent phospholipid binding. Lineage: Eukaryota; Metazoa; Chordata; Actinopteri; Perciformes; Serranidae. Gene Ontology annotation, biological process: cellular response to calcium ion; ERBB2 signaling pathway. The record is from RefSeq and is a predicted model, not a curated record. The transcript has 16 exons.